ACCAUUCUCCCCAGUCCCCGCACCGGCGCACCGGCCGCCUCUUCUUCUUCUUCACUUCUCCAAAACCCUAACCCCCGGCCAGAGAUUCAGCCAAAGAACGCACUCUCGCUUCGCCUAAUCCGCCGGCGAAACCUGACGCUCCGGGAGAGACGGACGGAACGAGGGCGCCCCCAGAGGGGCACCCCAAGCAAAGAGCAAUGACAUCAACCACGGAAUCUUCAUGCACAACCCAGACGGUGCAAGGCACACACCGGUUCCAGAUCUGCCAGUUCAGCUACGGGAAUGUUGGUGACAAUGACUACAUCCGCUCCGGCACCUUCAGUGUGGGGGGAUUCGACUGGGUUAUCGUGUACUGCCCAGAUGGCGAUGGUGUCGAUGGUGAAGAAUACAUAUCGGUUUAUCUGGAGUUGAUGAGCAAGUAUGCGGAGGCUUCGGCGCUCGUGGACCUGAGACUGAUCAACCAGGUCACUGGACAGGCGUGCACGAUAUGUGCGGAGAAUGAGGUGCCAAACCAGUUCAGGUCUAGCAGCUUCGAAGAGGCUACCUGGGGGCGGGAAAAAUUUAUCAGCAAGCGUGCUUUGAAAGAUUCAGUGUAUCUUAAAGAUAACUGCCUUGUUAUUGAAUGCGUCGUUACUGUGGUAAAUGAACUUAGGGUGUCUGGAAACAAAGCAUUCUAUGAAAUUGAAGUCCCUCCCCCAAAUGCACUAGAGCAUUUUGGCAAGAUGCUCAAGGAUGCGUCCAGGGCAGAUGUGACCUUCAAGGUUCGAGGAGAAACGUUUCCUGCCCACAGGGCAGUGCUUUCUGCCCGGUCGCCGGUUUUCAAAGAGCAGCUCAGUGAACCCAUGAAGGAGAACAAGAUGCAGCAUGUAACUGUCGAUCGCAUGGAACCGGCGGUUUUCGAGGCUCUGCUCCAUUUUGUUUACACCGAUUCCUUGCCUACAAUGGAUGAUCUUGACAGAGAUGAAAAAGAUGCAGUGGUCCAGCAUCUACUUGUAGCUGCGGUUCAGUAUGGUCUAGAGAGGCUGAAGCUCAUGUGUGAACGCAUCUUGUGUAUGAGCCUUGAUGUCAAGAAUGUGGCUGUUAUACUGCGUCUAGCUGAUCGACAUAACUGCUGGAAACUCAAAGAAGCUUGCGUCGAUUUUUUGGUUCCUUCGGAGAGAGUCGAUGCUGUGAUGAAAACCCAUGACUAUGAGACUAUGAAGUUGUUUUCUCCUUCUCCAUUAGCAGAUGUGUGGGAGAAGAGUCGUCGCUCCCGCAGAAGUUCCCCUUAGGUAACAUGCAAAAGCUUUUCAGGCAAAGCAAGUACAGUCAGCAGACUUGGGCUGAGUACUUCUGUCAACAGAGUCACUGUAGGUCUUUAUUGAGUCUAGUUAUCUGUUAAUGUAGUGGAUAUGUGCCUGCAAGUAUCUUAUGAAUGAUGUGUGAUCAUCGGUGUUUGUUGCUUCUGUUAGUUAUGCCUAUCCACUCUAUCUUGUCUUGAGUUA
Messenger RNA from Lolium perenne, 1484 nucleotides. RefSeq names its product BTB/POZ and MATH domain-containing protein 2. Gene Ontology annotation, biological process: protein ubiquitination. The record is from RefSeq and is a predicted model, not a curated record. Gene Ontology annotation, molecular function: protein binding. NCBI's taxonomy places the organism in Eukaryota, Viridiplantae, Streptophyta, Magnoliopsida, Poales, Poaceae.